Spathaspora passalidarum NRRL Y-27907 is the source of this 1429-nucleotide messenger RNA. RefSeq names its product single-stranded telomeric DNA-binding/mRNA-binding protein (gene GBP2). Gene Ontology annotation, cellular component: cytosol. Gene Ontology annotation, molecular function: mRNA binding. The transcript has 2 exons. The record is from RefSeq and is a predicted model, not a curated record. Lineage: Eukaryota; Fungi; Ascomycota; Pichiomycetes; Serinales; Debaryomycetaceae. Bases 43 to 1344 code for a protein of 433 amino acids.
AACACCAAGCUGUUACAAUUACAUUAAGUUAAAUCCAUUACAAUGGAAGGAAUGGACAUUGAUGAUUAUUCAAGAGACAGGUCGAGAUCUCCUGUACGUGAACGCAGUGAUAAUAAUGACGUAGAAUCCAGUGCCGCUUCUACAACAUCGUCAUAUUCUCGUCGAGAUUAUUCUUACCGAUCAGACAGAUCCGGAUAUGGCAAUGAGAGACGUGGUGGAGGAAGACGUGAUCAUGGCAGUUAUGAUCGUCAUGAUCGUGGCCGCAGAGAUUAUGGCAGAGGCAGAAGUCGUGAUUAUUCGUCCCGGGCCGAAUAUUCUAGUGGAGGCACCUCUGACGAAAGCUACCGUGCCAAGACGGAAAGAAAUUACGAUAAUUCUAUAUUCAUUGGUAAUAUUCCGUUUGAUUGUUCUGAUAAAGACGUGGCCGAUAUUUUCUCCAAGGAUUUCACAAUUGUUAGAUCAGAUAUUGUCACCAACCGUGGUCGAUCUCGUGGGAUGGCCACUAUCGAAUUCAAUAACAAAGAGGAUGUUCGUAGCGCCAUUGAAAAGUUUGAUAGGUCGGAGUAUAGAGGAAGAGAAAUUUUCGUUAGACAGGAUUACCCCCCACCAGAAAAGAAGGAGGAGUUUAGAGAAAGAAGAGAAACUUAUGAUAAUAGAAGAGAUAAAAGUUAUGAAUCUAGAAGAAGAGACCAGCAUCAACAACAUCAACAAUCUAGUAAGCCUGGAUGUGAAAUUUUCGUGGGUAAUUUACCAUUUUCUAUAAAUUGGCAAGCAUUGAAGGAUUUGAUGAGAAAAGCCGGGGAUGUCAUUAGAGCCGAUGUUAGAAUGGACAAUUGGGGAAAAUCCAGAGGAUUUGGAACUGUUGUUUUCGGCACCGAAGAAGAAGCUAAUAAAGCCGUGGAAAUGUUCCAAGGGUAUGAAAUUGAAGGAAGAAAACUUGAUACUAGACCAGGACGUAAUCAAUCAAGUGCUUCCAAUGGUAGUAACACCAGCGACAGAAGCUCUUAUCGUGAAAGAGAAAGAGCAAGCUCGCAGCCUGUGGUUAAACCAUCUGAAUUUACCGAUGGUGUAACUGCUGGUGGAGAAAGAUCAGAUACCAUAUAUGUAAGCAAUUUACCAUUUGCCACUCAAAAUGAUGACUUAUUUGAAUUAUUUGAAACUGUUGGUAGAACCACCAAGGCUGAAAUCAUUUUAGAUCCAAUAACAGGUCGACCAUCAGGAAAUGCUGUGGUACAAUUUGAAUUAGCCGAACUUUCAGAUAAUGCGAUUGAGAAUUUGAACAAUUACUUGUAUGGAGGAAGAAAUAUUCAAAUCAGUUAUGCAAAACGUCCGGAACAAGUUUAACACUCUUUGCAUGUUUAGUAAUAAUUAUGUAGCUAUUUUUUUUUAUAUAUAUAUAUAUGUAUCAUUACAGUCAUUAUUCCGCUUG